Candidula unifasciata is the source of this 729-nucleotide messenger RNA. The record is from the annotation of a GenBank genome assembly. Lineage: Eukaryota; Metazoa; Mollusca; Gastropoda; Stylommatophora; Geomitridae.
AUGAUUGACUACAGUCAUGAGGCAGCAGAAUAUGAGAGAAAACUUAUUCAGGUUGCUGAAAUGCAUGGGGAACUAAUGGAAUUUAAUGAACUACUUCACCGGCAAAUCCUAGCUAAAGAUGUUUUACUGCGGCAGCUAAGAGAGGAGCUGGUUGUUUUAAGGGGACCUCUACCAUACGAACGCCAAGCCUCCAGUGACUCUGGCCAUGACAUGGAGAGUAUAUCUCUCCAGCGGCCUCUUAUCAACAUAUGGAUUCCAUCUGCAUUCCUUAGAGGAACAGCAAAUAAUACUCAUCAUGUUUAUCAGGUCUAUGUCCGCAUUCGAGAUGAGGAAUGGAAUGUCUACAGACGUUACAGUCAGUUCCUUGAUACUCAUUUGAGGCUUAAGAAAGUGUAUCCAAUUGUGGGAAAGUUUGAUUUUCCACCAAAAAAGGCCAUUGGCAAAAAGGAAGCCAAGUUAGUGGAAUCUAGGCGGCAGAUGUUCCAGACUUACCUGCGAAAUGUAAUCAAUUUGAUGAUGGAAAAAAGUCAACAUAUGGCAGCUAAUGUCAGCAAAGAUAUGCUUAUUUCAUACUUACCAUUCUUCAAUGACAAGCUAGAGGAACUGGGUAAGAGAGGAAAGAAAGGAUCACGGACCUCUGCAGCUACAGUACCUAUGUCGGUCCCAGAAGGUGCCGUAGGUGGAGAUACUGUGCAAGCACCGAAUGAAGGACACUACCAAGGAUUGUAG